AUGUAUGCUUUGGCCCGGCAGGGGCGGCUUGCCUCCAAGGCUCUUAGAUUGAUCCCAUCCUCAUCCACUCUUUCAUCCCUUCCGCGCCUCACUCCUCUUGUAUCUCGACAUGUUGCUCCGAGUCUCAUUAGCAAGUCCAAAUUCUCCUCCAUCUCACCUUUGCGAUAUAACAACGCCUACGCCGAAGCAGACGAUGCUGGACAUGUACCGGCCGACGCCACGGAUCUCGGAGCGGAAGACAUUUCCCAUACCAACCGCGAGUUCACAAAGUUCUCAGAGUUGGGUGAAGCUGGCGUCAUUGACCCCGUCGUCAUUGACACCCUUGUAAACAGAAUGGGAAUACAUACCAUGACAGAAGUACAGCGGAUGACCAUCAAUGAGUGUCUGGACGGUACCGACGUUAUCGCUCAAGCCAAAACCGGAACUGGCAAGACCUUGGCUUUUCUUAUGCCGAUUAUUCAGCGCCUUUUGCGGGAUCCUACAAUCAAGUCUCGCAGUAGGAGACCGGAAAUUGGUGAUACACAUGCGUUGAUCAUCUCCCCUACCCGCGAGCUGGCUGAGCAGAUUGCUGCUGAAGCCAAGAAGAUCACACACAACACUGGCAUCCAGAUACAAACUGCUGUGGGUGGUACACAAAAGUCAUUUCAUCUAAGAAUGAUGCAACAGCAGGGUUGUCAUAUUCUUGUUGGAACCCCCGGACGGGUCAAGGAUUUGUUGUCUGAUCCUUACAGCGGUGUCAAUCUCAGUAACAUCCAGACCUUUGUGUUGGACGAAGCCGAUCGACUGCUUGAUAUUGGCUUUGGGCCAGAUAUUGAGGAAAUCCAAUCAUACAUGCCUAGACGCGAAGACAAAGACCGGCAAACACUGAUGUUUUCGGCAACCAUUCCCAGAUCAGUCGUUGGCGUGGUGAAGACAACCAUGAAGCCUGACUUCAAGUUUGUGCGCACGGUCGAUCCUGAAGAGGCUGCAACACACGAAUCCAUCCCUCAAAAGGUGGUCUACUUACCUGGACUUCAAAAUCAAAUCCCCACCCUUGUUGAAAUUGCUCAGAAUGCCAUCGAAGAGCACAAGCGAGAACCUGAGACUGCCAUGCCAUUCAAAGCCAUUGUUUUCUAUUCUUCCGUCGCUGAGGUUCAUGUAGCAUAUGAAAUCUUAUCGAAUAUGCGGGACUCAACUCAGGCAAGAGGAGGACUGUUUUCUAACCAUCCUCUCUCUCCUUGUCAAGUAAUCGUCAUGUCCUCUCAGCUGAGCCAACAAGAGCGCACACGGAACUCCGAAGCUUUCAGACGUGCCAAGAGUGCCAUUCUCAUCUCCUCCGAUGUCACAGCUCGAGGGAUGGAUUUCCCCAACGUGUCGCAUGUUAUCCAGAUGGGACUUCCCCGAUCGGCGGAAGACUACGUACAUCGCGUGGGCCGAACUGGGCGUGCAGGUAAAUCUGGGACCGGCUACCUCAUCCUACACCAAGAACAAAAAUGGGAGCUUGAUCGCAUGCGGCGACGUAUUCACAUGAAGGACUUUGCCGAGGAGCAAAUGCCCACCUCAACAUUGGAUAUGACACAACCAUCCCAGUUGGCGCCAGAGACUGCCCGAAUCAUGCAGAUGGUUGAGAGCGGUGUCAGAGGUACAAACUAUGCAACCAAAGCAAAGGCCUAUCAGGUGCUUAUUAGUUCCAUGGUCGGAAGUGGAACUGGACAGUCAAAGCAAUCAAUUAUUGACAGGGCCAACGACACCGCGAAAUAUGGCUGGGGUCUCCAAGAGAUGCCUGCCAUGUCGAGUCAAUGGGCCCAAAAGAAUGGGUUUAUGGGGAUUGAAGGUGUACGAGUGAGCGAUUCGUUUGCUCAGCAAGGCUCAUCACGCAAUCGAUUCGGCGGCGGCGGUCGCGAUCGCGAUCGCGGCUUCAAUUCUCGUGAUCCCUUCAGGGAGGGCAGCAGAGGAGGGAGAGAUCCAUUCGAUCGAGGCUCUCGAGAAUUCCGAGGUCCUCGUGGCGGUGGUAAUGGUGGCGGCUUUGGGCGUGGUGGAGGCGAUCGCUGGUAA
Messenger RNA from Exophiala aquamarina CBS 119918, 2034 nucleotides. RefSeq lists its product as uncharacterized. The record is from RefSeq and is a predicted model, not a curated record. The transcript has a single exon. NCBI's taxonomy places the organism in Eukaryota, Fungi, Ascomycota, Eurotiomycetes, Chaetothyriales, Herpotrichiellaceae. Bases 1 to 2034 code for a protein of 677 amino acids. Gene Ontology annotation, cellular component: mitochondrion. Gene Ontology annotation, molecular function: nucleic acid binding; ATP binding.